GAAGACAAUCCCAAGACGUGUCUUAUUUUUGAACAGGAUGGGCAAAGACAGUUUCCAUGUGGGCAAGGAGAAGCAGGCUUUGCUUUCUAACCGAUGGUAAAGAAUUAAUUUGGUUAUCGAUUGAUGUCCCCUCUUCCCUACGCUUUUCUUGUGGCCGGUCGGCAUACCAACAUAACACGCGCCCGCCGCCCAAGGGACAGGGGCCCGCCGCGUCGGUCGCGGGCGGCGGUGGCGGGUUCUUCUGCUGCUACCUGCUCCGGUCCCUGUGCCCGCGCAGCAAGAGCCGCACCUACAUCGGCUUCACGGUGAACCCGCGGCGGCGGAUCCGCCAGCACAACGGCGAGAUCGCCAGCGGCGCCUGGCGGACCCGCCGCGGCCGGCCGUGGGAGAUGGUGCUCUGCAUCUACGGCUUCCCCUCCAACGUCGCCGCGCUCCAGUUCGAGUGGGCAUGGCAGCACCCCAUAGAGUCCCUCGCCGUGCGCAAGGCCGCCGCCGAGUUCAAGUCGCUCGGCGGCAUCGGGAACAAGGUCAACCUCGCCUACACCAUGCUCAACCUCCCCUCAUGGGAAAACUUGAACCUGACGGUGAAUUUCUUCUCCUCGAAGAACACCAAGUUCACCGCCGGCUGCCCGUCGCUGCCGAGCCAGAUGAAGACUGUCGUCUGCGCGAUGGAGGAUCUGCAGUGCAACACCGAGGGUCCCUCGUCUGAGGACGACGACUUCAGCCAGGAGCCUCAAGACCGGCAAGAGGACGGCUUCAGCCAUGAGCCUCAAGAAAGGCAAGAGGAGGACGGCUUCAGCCAGGAGCCUCAAGACCGGCAAGAACUGUCUGAUUCGCCUCUCCAAGACGAACGCUCUGAACAUUAUUGGCAGCAAACGUCCACUGAUCAAGAUGAACACACUGCAUACUGUUGGCAGCAACCAUUCCCUGAUCCAGAUGAACACUCUGGACACUGCUGGCAGCAACUGCCCUCUGAUCAAGAUGAACACUCUGGACACUGUUGGCAGGAACCAUCCUUUGAUCAAGCGCAGCCAAUGGGUGCGCAAACAGGGAUUGCAGGACAUGACGCGUUGGAGGACUCCAUUGACGAGUUUGCUCCAAUGGAAUGGAGCGAAAUCCCUGACACGAGAAGAGAAUUCGAUGGACCAAGAACAUCGCCUCGAUGUUCCUUGAGCCUGAGCGGUGAUGAUUGCAGAACAGCCAUGGAAGAUGAGCCAGGAGACUUGUCCCCAUUGUUUAUGUUCAAUGCUGCUGGUUCAGACCAUAGUGAUGGCCAUAUCAUAGAUGGAAGCGACGUGGUAGACCUGGUUACCCCAACCACGGUAGGCCGGCUGCGGAGAAGAGGCUGUGUCGACAGCAUCUGCCCAAAGAUCAUUGAUCUGACAUCAUCACCUGUUGUCAUUCAGUUGUAGCGCCGUGCUGCAUUUCAUUGUGCCUGUUGUCAUUCAUUUGUAGCGCCGUGCUGCGUUCCAUUGUGCUGAAUGUAUCGUGUAAUAGUUAUUCUUGUAUCAUCAUGUGAUGAAUAAGUUAAGAGUGUACGAUACAUAAGACAUAAGAGAAAGGACAUUCUUUUAUGAGACUUACAAAAGAAUGUUUUACUCAGCUAGACAUAUGAAUGGAAGUAUCUGGCAUAUGUAUAAAUUUCUUGAAAGGAAUUGGACCUAAUAAACCCAGUAAAAUAGAUUAGGGA
Molecule: messenger RNA, 1690 nt
Organism: Panicum hallii
Lineage: Eukaryota; Viridiplantae; Streptophyta; Magnoliopsida; Poales; Poaceae
Product: structure-specific endonuclease subunit SLX1
Exons: 4
Coding region: 57-1412 (451 amino acids)
Biological process (GO): double-strand break repair via homologous recombination
Cellular component (GO): Slx1-Slx4 complex
Molecular function (GO): crossover junction DNA endonuclease activity; 5'-flap endonuclease activity
Source: RefSeq, a predicted model, not a curated record